AUGAAGCCGCAGCCCUUGCUCACGCGUCGGCUCUUCCGUGCCAUCCUUGCGAACCGGCCAUAUCACACAGCAACAUGCCCCCGACGAACCGUUAAUGCACGCCGCACCGUUGUGCCAGCUCUCCAACCGUCCCAAUCCUCCCAACGACGCAAUCUCUUCGGCCUGUCGCUAGGCUCGACCGUGAAGCAGCUGGCUGGAGCAAAGCCCACGGUCAAGAACAUCGAGGCUGCUCUAAUCAAGCUCUCGGACUAUGUCAAGGCGGCCCGAGACCAAUCUCGACCACCGUCAAAUAAAGACCUAGUCGAUGCAUUUCACUUUCUCACUCAAACAAGAGCUGGACAGGGCAAGCCAUUGACAAAAAGUGAGGUGUACUUGACGACAGAAGCGUUUCGAUAUUUCAUCGACCAGGGGCUCUUCCUCGAAAAUGACGGCACAUUGUCGAGUACCGAAUCCAAGCAACGAAUCUCUGGAGAGGAUCUGCUGAACACCCUCACUGCACUUGUUCAGCCGGAUGGACAAGAAGACAACAGAACCGAGAAUAUUGCCCUCGCCCAGCUGGUGAUCGAUCAGUAUCGGCAGCAUGGAUAUACUUCCGAUUCAAAUGAAACAGAAUCUGCUUUACAAACCUUUCUGGCCGUGCUCGCUACCAAUGGUCAAGCCGAGCGCGCGUAUCGGGAACUUAAUCUGGUGAACAUCGAUGUUGAAUCUCGGAAUGACACCUGGUGCCGAGUUGUGCGUGGUCUUUAUGCUGAAGGUCGUCUGAAGAAAUUCUGGGAUGCGAUAGUGGAUCCCUGUCCACGCGGAAUCAUGGACAAUUCAGUAUAUGAAAGCCUCGUGUCAUACUUGGCUGUUCGCCACGACGUCGAAGCAGCGCACCGCAUUUUUACCAUGCACCAGAACGACCUCAAACACGGCAAUACCACCAUUGAAUCCCAGAUUCAAGACUCCACCCUUCUACAGCUGUUGCGCUCCUGUGUGCAGACCAAUCAACUGAAGCUCGGAGAGGAAGUCGCGGAAGUCUUGCAGACUCUUGACCGUCAGGAUGCUAUCCACGAUUCGCCCAAUCUGGUUGUCCGAGGGCUGCUUCUUUGGCAUGCCGCUACUGGUGCAGACGUCCAACAGCUGGAGAAGCUGCUCAUGGGUUACCUCGAGAGAUACACCGACUCGCUGGAUGUAGAUAUGAUCAUCUUCAAUGAGCUCGUGGCCCAUGCCUACUCGAAAGCCGACCCCGCACGGGCCGAUAGCUACAUUCAACUUGCGCAGACGUUGGGCGUCGUACCAGAUGCACAUACCUACGCACUGAAGCUUGACUAUGAGCUGUCAGUCAGCGAGCUGGAUGCAGCACGAGCAACGUUCGAAGGCUUGACAAUCCAAGAUGUGCCGGCAGAAAGAGUUGAUGUGCCAGUACUGAACAGGUACAUUACCAAGCUAGCGUCAACUCGGAUCGAUGAUCUGCCGCUCAUGACACGAGUGGCAGACCGCAUCACUGAGACCGAUGCGGAUCUCAGCGUUGGCGCCCUGGCUGCCCUGACGUCUGUCUUUUUGCACAAGAACGAGGUACACGAGAUAACGAAUUUGCUUCGUUAUCGCAUCGAAAACCUCCCGUCCAAAGAGCGUGCCAGUAUCGCCCAAGUCUUCAAAGAUUUCAUCCUCGACCUCAAUGUCAAGGAGCAACGAGCGUUCAAUGCAUAUGAAUUACUCAGAGCCGCUUUUCCAGAAACGACACCCGCCGAGCGACUGGAGAUUAUGGAUUCGUUUUUCAGUCGAAAGAAGUCCGACCUCGCCUGCCUUGUUUUCGGUCAUAUGCGACAGAGAGACGAGAUCGAAAAUCGACCAAAUGAUGCAGCGUACGCGCAGUGCUUCUACGGGAUUGCGAGCUGUCGAGACGUUGACGGUUUACAAAUGAUAUACAAUAUGCUCAAGAUGGAUAUCUACGUGGAGCAGACUACGAAGAUUCACAAUGCCAUGAUGGCGGCGUACGCAGCGUGUCAGACGCCAUUCACUGCCAUUAUUGAUCACUAUUGGAAGAUCAUAGAUUCCCGAGAGGGCCCCACCCUCAGUACCUUCAAACUCGCGCUGCGAGCUUGUGAAACUUGGAUCGGCGCCGGUGGUGAAGAGGCUCGUCGGAUUAUGGCUCUGAUGCAGAAGUGGGACUUGAUCAUCACAAAAGAUGUCUAUCAUUGUUACAUUGGUGCUCUAGCAGGGCAAAGCCAAUUCGAGAAUGCUAUCGAGCUCGUUGAGCACAUGCAAGAGGACAUUGGCGAAGCGCCAGAUGCCACAACGAUAGGCGUCCUCUACAACGCUGUUCCCUGGCAAUACCGAAAAGACGAGGUUGAAGCUUGGGCGAGGAAAAGAUAUCCAGACCUGUGGGAGGAACUAGUCUCGUAUGGCGACGAGAUCGACGAGGAAUGGGAAGUGCGCUACUUCAAUGUCAAUAGAGAUAUUGACGUGGAUGACGAACUGUUGUUCGGCCGGGGUGAAUACUUGCCGAUGCUGGCCGAGCAAGCACGUCUUGGGCUGCCCUCGCCAGAUGACCCAGAUGCGCAUCAGAGCUAG
Molecule: messenger RNA, 2556 nt
Organism: Cyphellophora europaea CBS 101466
Lineage: Eukaryota; Fungi; Ascomycota; Eurotiomycetes; Chaetothyriales; Cyphellophoraceae
Exons: 1
Coding region: 1-2556 (851 amino acids)
Molecular function (GO): protein binding
Source: RefSeq, a predicted model, not a curated record